Molecule: messenger RNA, 1953 nt
Organism: Entelurus aequoreus (snake pipefish)
Lineage: Eukaryota; Metazoa; Chordata; Actinopteri; Syngnathiformes; Syngnathidae
Product: calcineurin subunit B type 1-like
Exons: 6
Coding region: 234-746 (170 amino acids)
Molecular function (GO): calcium ion binding; calcium-dependent protein serine/threonine phosphatase regulator activity
Source: RefSeq, a predicted model, not a curated record
CGGCUUUCCCUCCCUCUCCGCCCCUGCAGUCACCGACCGCUUCGGUGAAGGCGAGCGAGGCCGAAAGGAGAGCCCCCCAAAGCCGGGUGUGAACGCCGAGAAGUCAACCCCCUUCCCUUCCCUCCCACCGCGGCGGUGUGUCGAGAACCUCCGCGUCCCGGCACGGCAGCCCACCGACUCCCGCGGUCGCUUCUCCGUCCACGUCGCCUGGAUUCGAUCGUCCGAGCAGCACCAUGGGAAAUGAAGCAAGUUUCCCCCUGGAGAUGUGCUCGCAUUUCGAUCCUGACGAGAUCAAGCGGCUCGGGAAGCGCUUCAAGAAACUCGACCUGGAUAACUCGGGCUCGCUCAGCGUGGAGGAGUUCAUGUCGCUGCCCGAGCUGCAGCAGAACCCGCUGGUGCAGAGGGUCAUCGACAUCUUCGACACGGACGGCAACGGCGAAGUGGACUUUAAAGAGUUCAUCGAGGGUGUGUCACAGUUCAGUGUCAAAGGCGACAAGGAAUCAAAGCUUCGAUUCGCCUUCCGGAUCUACGACAUGGACAAGGACGGCUACAUCUCCAACGGCGAGCUGUUCCAGGUGCUGAAGAUGAUGGUGGGCAGCAACCUGAAGGACACGCAGCUCCAGCAGAUCGUGGACAAGACCAUCAUCAACGCCGACCGGGACGGCGACGGCAGGAUAUCCUUCGAAGAAUUCUGCGCCGUGGUCGGCGGUCUGGACAUCCACAAAAAGAUGGUGGUGGACGUGUGAGCGCUCCUCGUCCUUCUCCUUCCCGCUCGCUACAGUCCCCGCCCCCUUUCCCCGUCACGGCCUCCAUCUCUGAAGACAGGCUCAACAAGUAAAAAAAAGAAGGUAAAAACACGCCGGAGAAAUGAUCUCUCUUUUCGGGAGGCGUCUGGCUAACUUGAGAAGUGAAGAGCGAGCGAUAGGAAGGAGAAAAAAAAAGGACUUAAAAGACACGUCGAUGAGGCGGAGAAGUCGUUCGUAUGUUUGUUUCUUUUGUUUGAUGCGUUCAUUACACAGUACUAUCUACUAGAAGUGCCAAGCAGAACAUAUCCACACACACUUUUAGGGCUCACUAGACGGGCCUGGAGGGAGGAGAAAAGCCGCGGUCCAUUUACCUGGGAAGUCGGAGCUGGGAAUGACGUCACGGCCGAGUCGCCAUUGUUCCAGUUACGAUGUCGGAAGUGGAGAUGAGCGCAUCCACAAACGCUAUUCUUGUUCUUGCCUUGUCUGAAUAUAAACAACGUACGGGAAAAUACGCACUUUCAAACACGCUGGACCGUAUGCCACCUGUAUCGGAUUUUUUGUGAACAGUGCAAUUCCGAUUGUUUUCAUCUCCGACCCAGGCCGCUUUCCUGCGUGGAAAUAAAUUGGAUACAUACGCAACGUCAACGCGAACGCUCCCGCGAUCAAGUCGCAUUCAUCUGACCAGAACGUCAUCAAAAAAGCGAUGAACGUCGUAAUUACUCGCCAAAAUAGACGGUUACAAAAUGAGUAGUUGACGACAGGGCAAAUCAAAUGUUUUAGGAACUCACGUCAUCAAGCAGCAAAACAUCUCGUAAAACUACUUGUAAAAAGUACAGGUCAAGUUAGGAAUCAAAAUUUUUGUUAACGUGAAUGAUUACAUUAAAAAAUCCGAUUCGGACGUCCGACCCUGCAGUUUGAACGUAGCCUUAGAGCGACGCAAACGAAUCAUAAGCGCUACUAGCUAGUGAUGUGCGAUACCACUCGUUUUCUUUCCCAGGCUGGUGUCGGCGAUUCCGAUCUGAUAUUGAUGCUUGGUGCAAACAUACGUAGCGUGUCUGGCAAAAGUAAAAAAAUUGUGUAUUUCUGGGGUGGCUGCUCUUAUCUUCAAACAAUGUAUAAUUUUAAUUGCCAGUAGUUUUCUUCAAUAAAUGCACUUACCUAGGCAGAUAACAUCCCUAAAAUUAUUAAAUUCUAACUGAAUUAAUAA